Phymastichus coffea is the source of this 778-nucleotide messenger RNA. RefSeq names its product ER membrane protein complex subunit 5 (gene EMC5). The record is from RefSeq and is a predicted model, not a curated record. NCBI's taxonomy places the organism in Eukaryota, Metazoa, Arthropoda, Insecta, Hymenoptera, Eulophidae. The coding region runs from base 194 to 550 and encodes 118 amino acids. The transcript has 3 exons. Gene Ontology annotation, cellular component: EMC complex; Golgi apparatus; plasma membrane.
CUAUGGGCCAUGGCUUGCUUAUCGGGUCAAGAAUAAAUCCCCCAUAUGUGACUAUAGGACGUGACGUACAGCUUAGUAGGUUAUGCUAUGCAAGCAACACACAUACAGGUUGCAGAUUACGGUGUUAUUUUUUCGAAAAACUUAUUUUGUUAGAAUAUUUAUUGAUUGUAAUUAGCUUCAUAGUUUAACGAAUAUGCCUGCAAGUACGAUGCAUAAAAUUGUUACAUUCCUGGGAUUCGUCUCCAUAUUUCAUGCAGCUUACUCGGCGGUGCAACAUCGCUCUUACUUAAGAAUAACAGAACAAGAAUUUACAACAUUACCAAUUGAUAUAAUUUUGCAAGGAAUUGUUAGCUUAUUUGUAGUUAUGUAUGGAGUAAUGCACAUAGCAGGAGAUUUCAAGGAAAUAAGAGCUGUUGUUGAUUUAGAAAAUAAGACGUGGGAAACAUUGCGCAACCUACCAUCAUUUCAAAUUUUCAAUCACCGAGGAAGAUCUCUAUCCCCCGAAUUCCUAGCAGAUAUUGACAAAAAAGAUAGGAGAAACAAACGUUAAUGAUAAAUUAUUUUUUGUUUUCACCAGAUGAACUUUAGCCAAUUGUUACUGAAUAAGUGAUUGAUUAUAGAAUCUUAAUUGAAUAAGUGAGAUAGAAUUGUACUUUUGUCAAUUUUUAUAUUGAAAAAGUGCUAUACAACUCUAUGUACUGUUAUAUGUGAAUUUCUGAAGUAUGUCUGUAAAGUCAGUUUAUUACAAAGUCUUAAAAUAAAUUUUUAUCUCGUCAUU